AUGCUAGCAAGAUCUCUGGCCAGAAGUGUGCCUAAACUAUACCUGGUGAGUAAUGAGUUGCUAAAUCCGAAGACAUUGGUGGAUAUUCCUACUUAUGAGCUAUUCACGAAACUUCUUUACGUCAACCAUCCAAAACCAGGUCUUGUAAACUGGAUGCCUAUGGGAAUGUCAGUUCUCAACAAAGUCAAGGCAUUGGUUCAUCGGAACAUUCAAGCUGCAGGCGCUGAAGAAAUCAGCUUGUCCACCUUAUCCCAUUCAAGUCUCUGGGAGAUCACGGGUCGGUGGGGAGGAACUGAGCUCUUUAAGUUGAAAGAUUCGAAUGGUUCAGAUUAUUGUUUGGCUCCAACUUGCGAGGAAGAGAUCACAAACCUCGUCAAGGCCAACAUACGCACAUACAAGAGUCUUCCGUUGCUCUACUACCAAAUCAACACCAAGUUCCGUGACGAAAAGAGACCUAGGAGUGGACUUUUGCGGGGCAGAGAGUUUAUCAUGAAAGAUGCUUACUCGUUCGAUACUUCUGAGGAAAACGCCUUGCAGACAUACCAGAACAUGGUUGAGGCGUACUAUCGAGUGUUUGAGGAGUUGAAAGUACCAUUUGUCAAGGCGGACGCUGAUACUGGCGAGAUUGGGGGCUCUCUUUCUCACGAAUGGCAUUACGUCCAUUCCUCAGGUGAAGACACCUUAUUCACGUGCUCUGAAUGCAACAACUCGCUGAAUAUCGAGAAGACUUUGUCUUACCCGUUGGAGGAACAGCAGCAUAACAAUGUAGGAGUGCAUUACUUCACCACCAUCGAUAGAAAUAUGCUUGUAUGUGCAUAUUUCCCGGCUGCUAGAGAGUUUGUACCCGGUUUCGUCAAAAGCGAAAUUCCUGACAUUGAUCUCAGUGGCUCUUUGACGGAAGAGCAGAUUCUCGAUCUUUUCCGUGACGAAGAGACUUUGAUCACCAAGCGUAUUGUGAGGAUAAUGGAUUCUAGACUCAAUUCCAGGUCAAACUUUCCGGAUUUCCCCAUUAAAUUCAUCAACAGAUCGCUCAUCACGACUCUCACGGAUAUUCCCAUUGUGGCAGCUGAAGAGGGUGAGUUGUGUGUUCUGUGUGAAGAAGGUACCUUGCAGAAAAGUAGAGCCAUUGAGGUUGGCCAUACGUUUUUCCUUGGAGACAAGUACUCCAAAGCUUUGGGAUGUAGUGUAGAACUUCCACGCGAAGAUGGAACCAUGGAGAAGAGAGAUGUGUUGAUGGGCUGUUAUGGAAUUGGAAUUAGCCGAAUCAUUGCCUCGGUGGCAGAGAUCAACAGAGACGAGCAUGGUCUCAGAUGGCCGAGCAUCAUUGCUCCAUGGCAGGUUACUGUGGCUAACGCAAACAAUGACUCUAGGGGAGAGGAAGUUGUUGAAGCACUUGAGAGGGCAAAUGUGGAAAGUCGUAUUGAUAACAGAGAGAAGGUUGGGUUGGGCCGCAAGAUCAAGGAGUCCAAUGCCAUGGGAAUACCAUUGGUGGUGAUUGUGGGAAAGAAGUUCCCUAUGUUGGAGGUGGAGGUUAGAGGUCUCAGGUAUGGCGAUAAGUUGAAGUGGAGAGAUUUGUAUGACACAAAGGAUUUUGAGUGGGAAGUAGAGGAGGAGAAUGGAGUGGACACUAGACAUCGGGUACACGCUGACCAUGUGGAUAAGGUUGUGAAGGUGUUGCUUGCAGACAUGUAA
Sungouiella intermedia is the source of this 1692-nucleotide messenger RNA. The record is from the annotation of a GenBank genome assembly. Lineage: Eukaryota; Fungi; Ascomycota; Pichiomycetes; Serinales; Metschnikowiaceae.